AUGCCUAUAAUGUAGGCUAUAGCCUUACUUGCGUGCGUCCAGUUCCAAUCUUACUGCGCAAAACAGAUGUCAUAUUAGGGCAAGGACUACUCCAGCUAAAUAAACGGAUCAUCCAGGAGUUAUGAAUAUCUAUUUUGCAAUAUUUGCAUUCAUGGCACCUGUUGUUAUUGUUAUGAUAACAGUAGGGGUAUCAUGUGUAAUUCAUCGAAGGAGACACAGUCGGAUUGAACGCUCGCUUCAAUGAUGGACGCUCUGGUUCGUGAGUAGCCUGUGUCUGUGGUCGUGUCAGUCUGUGUUUUGUCUGUGUUUACAUGUUUUGUUGUUUGUUGUUUUCCCGUUGUAGUUAUAGCCUAUGACAUUUUAUAGGCUACCGAUGAUGCAUGCAGACAAAUCUCCCCCUUACCCCUCCUUGUGGCGGGGCAGAACCCCCCCCCCCCCCCCCCCCCCCCCCUUUCAGUUUCUAUCCUCUCCGGGAGCAUCGCUCCGAUUACCAUGGAAGAAACCUUCCUAUCAUGGCGGCUAGAUUCCAGGUGAAGGUAAGAAAUGCGCUAUUCUGUAAAACAAGCUGGUGAGAGACAGAUAUCGCAUUGCACAGCAAUUUGCGCUGUAAUAGGCUAUUUUGGACAAAUGGCUUGUCGACAUCAGUGUAUUUUAAUCUGGUUGUUUUUAAGGUAAUUUACUGGCAGCCAUUUACCUGUACUGUUAAAGCAAAGUUUAGGCCUAUUUGGAAUUUAUGGAAGGCUAACAUACUGUACCUUUUUUUUCCCACAGUAAUUUACAGGUAGCUGGCUGACAGUAAGUUAGGGGAGACUGGGGAUGCUUGUAACACAGGUUAGUUGUAACACUCUCAAAAUCUCCAAUCAUGAACAAACUACAAUCAGGAUUCGCUGUGCACAUGCUCAGUUUAAUCAUCAGCCCUAAUGUGAAGAAGCAAGACCCAGUGAUAGAUUUUAUUGACACAAAUCUGAUUUUGAGGUAAGAAAGUCAGUUUUUUUACCAAUAAUUUUUUGCUGAUGGUAUCACCUGCUUUGUAGUUCGAUUCACCAAACUUAUAUCAGGUUAAAACCAGUGUGUAGCUAUUUCUUAUGUAAGUUAGCAAUGCUAGAGUUUUAACAUGUAGCUAAAAUUGAAGCUAGCUAAAGACUGCAAGUCAGGGUUAGUUGUAACAAGCUAAGGAGGUCUGGGUGCAGUCUUGGGAAUAUAAAUUAUGGGCCCACCAAGCCUGUACCCCAAGACUACCAUACCACUGUCACAACUAUGACUCUGAUUGAGUGGACAUGUCCAACAUUCACUCACACACACACACACAGAGACACUCACACACCACCGCUCUGUCUUUCUCAAACUCGCACGCACACACACACACACACACACACACACAGUUUUUAGUUGAAAAGGGCCAGUUAAUGGAACGUACAAAUAAUACAUGUUUUAUGAUUUGUAUUAUUAUUUUAUUAUUUCUGCCACACAAAAUGUUAAACAUGGCAAUGUUGUCCUCAUGUUCUCAAUAAAGGCUUUCAAUAUUUCGUUGCAUGCCAUUUUCAAACUGUUACAUUUAACCCCAAGCCCUUAUACCACUGUCCUGGGGAGUUGGGGUAAAUUGUAACAUUUCACUCCUUGUAUUUGAGACAAAGUCACACCUUGUCUGUUUGAUUUAGAGAGAUAAUACCUACACCAAUUUGUAGCAGACAGAUGUAAGUUGUUCGUAUCACAUUUUGAAUAUAGUAGCUCAAACAAUCUCUGACAAAUUGACAAAAAUGCAAAUAGUGUUAUAACCAUCCCUUGUCUACCAUACCUAAAAAUAACAGGAUUUUUUUUUUUACAGUGUGGAUAGUCCUUGUUUAAUCGGCCGAUUAGACUGAAGCGUAAAAUAUUACAUUGAUCAAUAGGGUAGAAUGCAGGGAUUUAUAAAAUAAAUCAUUUAAAAAUACUUUUGAAAACAGUUCAUUAUUCUUCAUGCAUGUGUCAUUUGGAACACUCAUCUACAUAGGGUACAGUUGUGUGACUGUUAAUGAUUAUUUCCUAAAGGUGUACUGUUCAUAAUUAUUUAGUUCUUUACUAGGCCUACACUACUUUUUCAGAAAAAUGUUUGAAAUAUCUCCAACAUUAAUUUACAUGCAUUCAAAACACGAGUUGAAAUGUCAGUUACCUGUGUAAAAUCAUCGGUCUGAGUAAACUGUUCAAUUUAGCAUGUAUAUUCUGCAUGUGGUAAGCGCUUACUUACCUACUUACUUUAUUCCUCUGCAGAACAUAAAGCAUUCCAAAUGUAAGCUGCUUUCCUAGUAGCCUACUUAUAAUAAUUUACACCCCCAGGAUCACCAUCAGUCUCAGACAACAUGGCACAGCCCACACCCCUGGAAGCCUCCCUGGGAGCCCUCAUCAUGGCAUUCCACAAGCACUCUGGCAGUGGAGAUGCUAAGACCCUCAGCAAGAAAGAGCUAACCAACCUCAUCAAGGCGGAACUGCCCUACAUCACUGGGGUGAGUCAAUGCAACAACUCGGGACAGUUUCCCAGACCCCCAUUAAGCUUAUAGUCCUGGACUAAAAAGCACUUUCAAUUAAGAUUGUCCAUUGAGCAUGCUUUUUUAAAAUAUGUAAUCUGCAGUGAGGAAACAGCGCCAUUGUCCGCAAUGUGGUAUAAAAAAAGAAAGAAAUGCAGUACAUAUUCUGUUGUUCUAUCGUGGCAACCUGGUCUCAGAGCAUUUCGUAUUAUUCUGUAUGUAAAUCCGAGAAGCACCAUUUAGUAUGAUAUGCUACAUUUGGUAUGGUUACAUAUGACAGAUUGUUACUUAAGGCAAAAAUGAAAGGAGGGUGGUUUGGUGGGCGUAUAAAGGUUGCGAGUUUGAGUCUCAUCACGGACAACUUUAGAAUUGUAGCUAAUUAGCAACAUCUCAACUACUUACUAUUUUUUAGCUACUUUGCAACUACUUAGCAUGUUAGCUAACCCUUCCCCUAACACUAACCCUUUAAACUAACCCUUCACCUAAUCCUAACAUUAACCCUUUUAGCUAACCCUUCCCCUCACCCUAACCUUAACCCUAUAACCUAACUCCUAAACUUAACCCUAACCCUAACCUUAACCUCUAACCUUAACCCCUAGCCUAGCUAACGUUAGUGAGCUAGCUAAAGGUAGCCACCUAGCCACUUAGCUAGAAUUCGUAACAUAUUGUAAAUUGUGUAUAUUCGUAACAUAUUGUAUGUUUUGCAAAUUCGUAACAUAUAAUACGGAUUGUAAUUCGUAACAUAUCAUACGAAAUGAGUGAUGACAUCCACAAAUUAAUACAUACCAUACGAAAUUUUACAUAUCGUACUAAAUGGAGGGUCUCGGAUUUACAUACGAAAUAAUACGAAAUGCUCUGACCAGGUUGAUCGCGCAUGCAAUGAUAUUCGUGGGGAAAAAACAGUGUUGUUUGCAGUAACUUUUUUGUUGGACGUGGCAGUUUCACCAUGAAGGAUUUCAGCUUUGAAGUCCAGGACUAGGCUUAAUCUGUGUUUGGUAACCUGGUCACUCAUGAGACAGCAAAUGCUAUUCUAAUGCUAUUUUUUAUUGUAAAGUGUUGUGAUUUUAAUAAAGAAUGCACUUGAAAUAAAGUUUAAUUGAGAUUGACUGAUUCUAUAUUGCAUGGAGUCUCAUUCAUUUAGUACUAAUGACAGCAAAGUAAAGAAAUCCUUAUGUAUUGUGUCUUCCUUGUGUUCUAAUCCCCUGCUUAUGUUCUCUUGACAUGAGUGAAGUGUCAGCCAUUCAGUGUGAAUGACAACAAAAUACAGAAAUCCUAAUGUAAUGUGUCUUCCUUGUAAUCCUAUAUCCCAUUAAUAUGAGCAGAAGGGUGGUCCUGACGUGGGUGAGCUGAUGACAAUGCUAGACCAUGACGGUGAUGGCGCUGUGGACUUCAAGGAGUACAUCACCCUGAUUUAA
This is a messenger RNA of Coregonus sp. 'balchen', 3916 nucleotides long. NCBI's taxonomy places the organism in Eukaryota, Metazoa, Chordata, Actinopteri, Salmoniformes, Salmonidae. The record is from the annotation of a GenBank genome assembly.